Molecule: messenger RNA, 1551 nt
Organism: Exophiala spinifera
Lineage: Eukaryota; Fungi; Ascomycota; Eurotiomycetes; Chaetothyriales; Herpotrichiellaceae
Product: 4-aminobutyrate aminotransferase
Exons: 2
Coding region: 1-1551 (516 amino acids)
Biological process (GO): GABA catabolic process
Cellular component (GO): mitochondrion
Molecular function (GO): pyridoxal phosphate binding
Source: RefSeq, a predicted model, not a curated record
AUGGCCACCCUCUUCCGCUCUUCGCGCAGCCUGCGCCCUCUAACCCGCCUCUCAACCCGACAAACCGCCCGCUCCUCUCUGCGCUAUGCAUCAAGCACACCAUGCCGGCAUGGCGCUGCCGCAGCCGCAAUUGUCGACUCCUCAAGCACCGAGACGCCUUUCUUCCCAGACGAGCCCGCUGGGCCUACAGUCACGACGGCUAUUCCGGGCCCUAAUGCUCAGAAGGCCAUCGCAGAACUACACAAAGUGUUCGACACUCGCUCUCUAAAUAUGAUGGCGAACUACCAACACAGCUACGGUAACUAUAUUGCUGAUUUGGACGGAAACAUUCUACUCGAUGUCUACGCCCAGAUUGCGUCGAUCCCCGUGGGAUACUCAAACCCGGCAUUGGUUAAGACCGCCAUGUCACCCGAGAUGGUGUCCGCCCUUGUUAAUCGCCCUGCGCUCGGCAACUUCCCCCAGCACGACUGGGCCAGCAUCCUGGAGACAGGAAUUCUCAAGGUGGCCCCGCGUGGGCUCAACCAGGUAUUUACGGGAAUGUCUGGCUCCGACGCGAAUGAAACGGCAUACAAAGCCGCGUUCAUGUGGAAGCGCCAGCAACAGCGUGGUGGAGCGCAUGUUGAGUUUACCGACGCCGAGAUCGAGAGCAGCAUGAACAACGCAGCUCCUGGUGCUCCGCAACUGAGCAUAAUGUCUUUCAAGACCGGUUUCCAUGGACGUCUGUUCGGCAGUCUGUCCACAACGCGAAGCAAACCAAUCCACAAGAUGGACAUUCCGGCGUUCGAUUGGCCCCAGGCGCCAUUCCCCAGCCUCAAAUAUCCCCUGCACGAGCACGUCAAGGAGAACGAAGCCGAGGAGAAGCGUUGUCUCGAGGAGGCCGAGGACAUCAUCAAGAACUACCACAACCCUGUAGCCGCCGUUGUCAUCGAGCCCGUCCAAUCAGAGGGUGGCGACAACCACGCGAGCCCAGCCUUCUUCAGAGGUCUGCGGGAGAUUACACGAAAGCACGACGUUCUGCUGAUCGUGGACGAGGUGCAGACCGGCGUGGGUGCAACGGGUAAGUUCUGGGCACACGAUCACUGGAAUCUGCAGGACCCUCCGGAUAUUGUCACCUUCUCCAAGAAAGCCCAGACAGCAGGUUACUACUUUGGAAACCCAGAACUGAGACCCAACAAGCCGUAUCGUCAAUUCAAUACCUGGAUGGGUGACCCGGCAAGGGCGCUGCUCUUCCGCUCAAUCAUUAGCGAGAUUGAACGGUUGAACUUGGUCGAGAAUACGGCUAUGGUUGGUGACUACCUUUAUGCUGGCAUCGAGAGUCUCGCCCAAAAAUAUCCCCAGCAAUUCCAGAACCUCAGAGGACAGGGCCAAGGAACCUUCAUUGCAUUCGAUAACCCGAAGCGUGAUGAGUUCCUGCUCAAAGCUAAAACCUUGGGCAUCAACAUCGGUGGCAGCGGUGCCUCGGCAGUCAGGCUACGGCCUAUGCUGAUCUUCCAGAAGCAUCACGCUGACAUCCUGCUUGACUCGCUCGAAAAGUUGGCCAAGUCGCUAUAA